AUGAAUUUUGAAUGUCAUCCUAGUCCUCUUAAUGCAUCGGUGUUGUUCUUGGACAAGAAUCACCGUGUGUUUGAGGUAUUCAAAAAUCCAACAGAGUAUAGUAACACAAUAAAUAUUAGACGAUCAGAUCGAGCGUUCUGGCAGCAUAUGAAAGAAAAUCCGGUUGGUGGAAGGGUAGAAGGUUUAAUACAUGCAGCAGGAUUCAGCGGGAUACUGCAAAUUAGGUACCGGUAUGUAGACCACGCCUUAAUAACUGCGUUGGUUGAGAGGUGGAGGCCAGAAACUCACACGUUUCACCUUCCUUUUGGAGAAACGACUAUGACAUUACAGGAUGUCAACGUGUUGUGGGGGCUACCAAUAGAUGGGUUGCCUAUAUCUGGGGCUGACACUGGUAUGUCGAUGUAUACUGUAAGAGACAAGUGUCAACAGGUGUUGGGGUUUACCCCUGAGGAAGCUGAUGUGAGGGGCAAAAGGGUUAAGUCCUCCCGAGUUUUACAACAAAUAACGUCCAAUUUUUCUGAAAACGAAGCAUCAGAUCAAGAUUGCAUUUUUCGUGCACGUCAAAUAAUAUUUUAUUUGAUAGGGUGCAUAGUCUUACCUGAUAAUGCAAACCACCUGAUUGAUGUCAAAUUUUUAGAAUUUCUCGUAGACUUGCCCGCAUGUUCGGGAUAUAGUUGGGGCAGUGCUGUGUUAGCUCACCUUUACAGAAACCUUUGUAACGCUGCAGCACCUAAUGCUAUAGCCAUUACUGGCCCAGUUGCGCUUCUACAAGUGUGGGUUUGGGAGAGGUUUCGUUGUUUUGCUCCUGCUAUUGCCCGGUUCCAGUACAAUGCCCCGUGGAAGGGAAGCUUAACGUGUACAGAUAUUUCCACACAUUGCCUGAAAACAUAUAGAUCUCAGCUGCAAUUUAUGACCGAGGCAACGUUUAAUUGGAGACCAUACGACGACAUUGUGGCUAGACUCCCCGAUAUAUGUCGGAGUGGUAUGGGAAUUUGGCGGAGUUGUUGCCCUCUGCUAUACUACUCGGUUGUGGAGCAUCACUAUCCUCAACGAGUGAUGAGACAGUUUGGCAUGUUCCAGCUUCAUUCCAUGAACCGGAGAAGGAAAACCGGCUGGAACUGGUUAAGUCGUCACGCAGCGUAUGUUUGUCAGUGGGAGGCACGUCAUCAAAACUUGGUCACCGGGGAACUCAUCACAUCUGUUUCCGUUGCCAAUGAUUACAUGCCGUGGUACAUGGAACAUACCGUGUUAUAUGUGUCUAACCCACAGUUGCCAGCUGGCCCUACGAGCGGUUUUCAAGACGAAGGAGCAAGGGCCCAAAUGAUGUCGAAGACGAUGGGUCUAAUUCACCGAUCUGAAGAUGUGGACGUUAUUCAUGGUGCGGCGUAUCGGGCCCUUAAGAUGUCUAAUGUUCCACAAUACACACAAUAUUCGACUCAUCUGACACAGGAGCCGGUGGACCUUGUUUCAUAUCCUCGUACACAGAUGUUAGGGAGGCCCCGACGUCGUGGUCGUGGUGGUAGAAACGUUCAAGAGGCCGUGACAUCAAAUUGGGGCACAAACUUCGAAACAGGGGGAUCAGGAUCCGGUGUUAACGAAAAUGAAAAUUUUGCGGGAAACUUUGGUUGGUCACAUAACGUUGGCACUAUGUUUGCGGAUGCUAAUAUAGCGCCAAACAAUGAUGAUACAGAUAUGGGUGGAUCAUGGCAGUCACUGUUGGCUACGGCAUGCAUCUCCGAGGGUUUUGACGUCGGUGACUUAUUGGACCCCCAACAGAAUGAUAUGGGUAACAACAAUCAGUUUGUAGACCCAAACAUAAGUCAGGCGGGGUUUUUUAGCCCCUCGUCACAUAUGAUGGACCCCAACACAAGUCUGGCAGGGUUUGUUACCCCCGAGUCACAGAUGAUAACCUUUAUGCCGGAGACCCAAACAAACUAUCAGUACUGGGCCCCAAACCAAAGUAACGAAGAUCACCGGAACCGUUAUGAAAAUGUUGAACCAAACCCCUUAGACUGGCGUCUCGACUUGAACCUGUUUCCACCACCGAAUGACCCAUAG
This is a messenger RNA of Helianthus annuus (common sunflower), 2058 nucleotides long. Its product is annotated as serine/threonine-protein phosphatase 7 long form homolog. NCBI's taxonomy places the organism in Eukaryota, Viridiplantae, Streptophyta, Magnoliopsida, Asterales, Asteraceae. The record is from RefSeq and is a predicted model, not a curated record. The transcript is spliced from 5 exons. Bases 1 to 2058 code for a protein of 685 amino acids. Gene Ontology annotation, biological process: meristem maintenance; meristem development.